UUGCGGUGGAGAUGGCGGCUGACGUUGCUUCUGCUGAGGCUGCCAUGGACUUCUCCGCACGAGCGCAAUUAUUUGAGGCUCACAUACAGAGCUACGAUGGAGACGAUCCACUUGAUCCUUGGGACAGAUACUAUCAAUGGGUAGAAGAGGUUUUGGAAGAAGAAGGAAGACAAAACUACCUAUCAAGUUUGUUGGAGCGGCUUAUGAAGGUCUUUUUAGGUGACAAGAGGUAUCAGCAUGAUAGCAGAUUCAUCAGCUACUGCAUGAAAUUUGCCACAUUUAUUGAUGACCCAAGUCAAUUUUUUGACUAUAUGUACAGCCAAGGAAUUGGUACCAAGUCAUCCAAUCUGUAUAUUGCAUGGGCUCAGCAACUUGGCAUGCAAGGAAAUGUGUCACAUGCGAACACUGUCAUUGAGAAGGGGAUUCACAGUGGAGCACAACCUGUUGAAAAGCUGCAUCAGCUUUACGGGUUGUUACAGAGUUGCUUAGCCCAGAAUCAAAUUUCAAGUCAAGUUGGAGUUUUGGAGCCACAUAAUUCCCAACAGUUCAAUGAAAUAACCUCUAAAGAUGACCCAGCCAGUGUUCACCAAAAUCAGAUACCUAAGGACAUGAAUCCAGCAAAUUCUGAAUUGUGUCCUGUUUAUGGUGGAGUGGAAAAAAUGGAACAGCCUCAAUUUAUAACCUCCAUUUCAAAAUCUGAAGUCUUACCAACAUCAUCUUCCAGUGCGACCCAUGAGCAGAGGGUUAUGUAUGACAAGAAUCUUCUUUAUUGUGAAGGCUCUGAAUUGUGCUUUGAAGAAGUAAGAGCCCAAAUAUACUUGAAAAGGGCUGAACGUCUGAGAAGGCAGAAAGAAUGGGAGGAUGAAGACAGAGAAUUAAUGAAAAAGGAGGAGAAUAAUCAUCUUGAGCUGCAGAUGUUGGAACAGAAACUGUUUCUUCUCUCUCAGACAUCAUCCUCAUCCCAGAAAACUAUGCAAGGGCCAUCCACUCACCAGUCCCUCCUAAGCGCCACAGUGGGUCACCCAUAUGUAGCUCCCAGUCUGCCAGCGUGGGCAGCCCCUUCCCCAGCUGGAUAUCUACAGCAUUCUUUGACCCUGGGGACAGAACAUCGGAGUUCAUCAGUGCCCUUCACUACAGCCGCAGAGAUUUCAGCCGCUGUGGCUUCAGCUCCACAGCCUACUGAAAAUUUCCAGAAACGGCAGGUGUCUAUGUCAGUCACCAUGACUGAAAGGGAUACUUCCAAAUCCAAGCUUCAUCUUAAGGAAUGUGAGGAAAGUCUUCAUAGACUUCAGAUCGGUACAGAAGAUGUUGUGCAACCUCCUCAGAAACGUUCUGCCAUUUCCCAUGACUACCACCAUGUAGAGCAGCAGCAACUGAAUACUUCUGAACAGAAGCCGCCAUGUUCUGUGGAAAUGAGAAGUGUAUCAGGUGGCCGGAACUCUUCUAUUUUACUUGGUAAUCAAGAAACCACCCCAAAUACAUCAACUACGAUGCAAACGGCUCCAUCUUUAGUACAGCCGUCUCCUACUGUCCACACAAAAGAAGCCUUGGGUUUCAUAAUGGAUGAGUUCCAUGCACCUUCGUCUGAAGAUUCCACUGUGGUUUCUGAAACAGAGGAGGAUGGAUUUGAGUCCUAUUGUAGGAAUCAAGGUGUUGACAGGGUCCUCCAGCCACCUCCAAAGCCAACAGAAGUCAAAGUCUUGAGAGAACGUCUCACAGAUGGUGCCGCUAAACCAGAAGAAGGCAGUCCGCCAACUGAGUGCCUGACAGGUGACUGUACCGUGUGGGCUAAUCACUUCAACAAAACCCUGGCUUCCAAUCCUAAUGAUACCAGAGACUUUGCUCGUGCGGCACGAUAUGUCUCCACACCAUUCGGCUCUGUUCCGGUACACGCCUGCCAAGUGACACGGGACAAAGUAAUUGAAAACCCUUGGGAUGACGGCUUAAUCCGCCAGCUUCUGUCUGAGGUGCCUCAGCCAAUAAGUGCUUACUCAAAUACUUUUGAAUGGGAAGCGAACCUUCCAGUUCUGAAGCCUAAGGCUCGACUCAGAUUGGGAUCCACAUCCUUCCACAUUGACUGUUUACUUGGAGAAGGAGCUUUUGCACAUGUCUAUCAAGCCUCUAUCCUUGACAUGGCCAACACAAGAAAUAAUCGGAAAGUGGUAUUGAAAGUACAGAAGUCUGCAAGCCCCUGGGAAUUCUACAUAGCAACUCAACUGACAGAAAGGCUUAAGCCAAGCAUGCGUCAUCUUUUCAUCCAUUUCUAUUCAGCUCACUUCUUCCAAAAUGGAAGUAUUUUAGUUGGAGAACUUUACGGUUAUGGAACUUUGCUGAACACCAUAAAUAUAUAUAAAAAACUGCCAGAAAAAGUGAUGCCCCAAGCACUGGUCAUCUACUUUGCCAUAAAAAUUCUCCAUAUGGUCGAAGAGCUUCACAAGUGUGGAAUAAUUCAUGGUGAUGUCAAACCUGACAACUUUAUUUUUGGUGAAAUGUUUUUGGAUGAUGACACAUGUGAUGUUGACAGCAUGUCUCAUGGCUUGACAAUAAUUGAUUUUGGCCAAAGUAUAGACAUGAACCUGUUUCCUGAUGGAACUGUAUUCACAGGGAAGUGUGAAACGUCUGGAUUUCAGUGUAUUGAAAUGUUGAUGCACAAACCAUGGAAUUACCAGACUGAUUAUUUUGGAAUUGCUGGAACAGUGUUCUGCCUACUAUCUGGCACAUACAUGAAAGUUAGAAAUGAGGAGGGUGUAUGGAAGCCUGAGGGUGUCUUCAGGAGGAUUCCACAUGCAGACAUUUGGAGUGACGUCUUCCACACUUUGCUGAAUGUACCAGACUGCAACCAUCUGCCUUCUUUGGGUGCUUUACGGGCAAGACUUAGAGAGUUAUUUCUGAAUACUUAUGCUAACAAAGUAAAGAUGCUCCGUAACAGGCUUGCAGUGUUGCUUGUGGAAAAUAAGCGUUCCCAUAAAUAAACUCAGAUACCCUCAGACCUCACCGGAGAAAUAAAAUCUCUUCACAAGAAAUGGACAAGGUUUAAUCAAAGCUACAGCUUGAAUAAUAUGACAAAUUGUACAAAGUGGUUAAGAUUAAAUGAUGCAGUUAAUCUUUUAGUUUUAAAUAAAAACAACCCUCUGAAGAGCUUUGACUCACAAAAGAUCUUUCUUGUAGUCUUUAAGAUACCAAUGGAAUUGUUUAUUUUUGCUGCUACAGAUUAAUGUAGCUACCCCUCCGGAUGUUUCUUCCGGGAGAUGUGAGGAAACAGGUAUGUGGAAAACAAGGACAGGGCAAUUGCUGUGAAGAUGCAGCUAGAAGGAGGGAAAUAACAAAAGUGAAGAACCCACCUAACAACGAAUGGUUAGUGAAG
This is a messenger RNA of Gekko japonicus, 3364 nucleotides long. It is a transcript of the gene BUB1, whose product is annotated as BUB1 mitotic checkpoint serine/threonine kinase. The record is from RefSeq and is a predicted model, not a curated record. Gene Ontology annotation, molecular function: protein kinase activity; ATP binding. Gene Ontology annotation, biological process: meiotic sister chromatid cohesion, centromeric; protein phosphorylation; mitotic spindle assembly checkpoint signaling. The transcript is spliced from 23 exons. Bases 12 to 2972 code for a protein of 986 amino acids. NCBI's taxonomy places the organism in Eukaryota, Metazoa, Chordata, Lepidosauria, Squamata, Gekkonidae.